AAAAAAAAAAAAACAAAAAAAAAAAAUAGAACAAAUAAGAAAAAUUAAAGAAAACAAUAAACAGGAAGAGCAUCUGCCUUUAAAAUGGUUAGCGGUUCUUUAAAAAUAACCGAGCCUGGUGAAACGCCACUCAAAUAUCCGAAAUCUGUUGCUUAUAUUAUCAGCAAUGAGUUCUGCGAACGUUUCAAUUAUUAUGGCAUGAGAACCAUACUCGUUUUGUAUCUUACCAGUAAAUUGCAGUACGAUAAGGACACUUCCACCGUUCUAUUUCAUGUAUUUACAAUGUUGGUGUAUUUGUGCCCGCUGGUCGGGGCAAUUGUGGCGGACAGUUGGUUGGGUAAAUUUCGUACCAUCUUAUAUUUGUCGAUAGUGUACGCUAUUGGUGGCGUUAUCGUUUCGUUAGGUGCGGUCCCAAUAAUAACACUACCAAGAGAGCACGUCACUAUAGUGGGCCUUGUGCUGAUAGCAAUUGGCACGGGCGGUAUCAAACCUUGUGUUUCCGCUUUUGGCGGGGAUCAAUUUAAAUUGCCUGAACAAACCAAACAAUUGGCCACAUUCUUUUCGCUAUUCUAUUUUGCAAUAAACGCUGGCUCGACAAUUUCUACAUCUUUGACGCCAAUAUUACGUGAAGACGUUCAUUGUUUUGGUGAUAAGGAUUGUUUUUCCUUGGCUUUCGGUGUGCCAGCUUUUUUAAUGUUGGUAUCUGUUGUGAUUUUCGUAGCCGGCAAGCGUUUAUACAUAAUGAAACCGCCAGCGGGCAAUAUGAUUUUCGGUGUUUCUCAAUGCGUCGUUGAGGCGAUAGGAGGUUGGCGUCGUAAUCGUAAAUUGGAUAAAAAAGAACAUUGGUUGGAUUAUGCGGAACCAGUUGUUGGUAGAAAAAUGGUGGAAGAGACUAAAACCCUGAUGAAAAUACUUGUGCUUUUCCUGCCAUUCCCGAUAUUUUGGGCUCUAUUCGAUCAACAAGGUUCACGGUGGACCUUUCAAGCCACGCGAAUGGAUGGUGAAAUUCUGGGUUUCACGGUUAAGCCCGAUCAGAUGCAAGUCAUCAAUCCUUUAUUAAUUUUGGGUUUCAUACCGCUUUUUGAUUGCAUUGUAUAUCCAAUUUUGAAUACGUGUGGCAUUAAAAGACCUUUACAAAAGUUAACGUUGGGUGGCCUGCUGGCAGCUACAGCUUUCCUACUAUCCGCUUUUGUGGAGUUAAAAUUGGAAAUGGUUGAACCAGAGUUGCCUGGAGAUAUGACUUCACAGCUGAGAAUCUACAAUGGGAUGCCAUGUCGGUAUCGAUUCGAUACGGACCUUCCAAUGCCUGAUUUCAAAAAGGAAACGCAUUUGACAUCGUUAGGCGUGUGGGAAGAAAAAAACAUUAUGGCUCCACAAAUGAUAUCGUACAAGUUUAACGCUCAUGCAGUUGACGCAGCCUGUCCGGGCAUAUCUGGAGAAUUAAAUAUCAUACCCGAAAAAGCUGUGAGCUAUUUUAUAGCUGAAGAUCGCAUGCAUGAGUUUGAAGAUAAUCCAGAAAAGCCGAAAUUAGGUAAUCCGGUCAUUAGGGUGCUUUUGAAUGUGCCUCGACUUCAAGGUAAUUUCAGUCUAACCGAUUCGGCCGACGUUACCACUCCUGUAGAAGUCCUGAAUGCUACUCAACUAAUAACAGUGGCCCGAGGUGAAGUAAUUCUCACAUUUAACGAUUUGCCAGUGGUAAACGUAACAGCUCGUGCUGGUGGGGCUUACGUUAUUUUGGCGAAUGGCAACGUGAGAGAUGGAUUUAAUUCCGAGGUACAUAUUGUUACACAGCCCAAUUCCGUGCAUAUAAUGUGGCAAUUGCCACAAAUUAUGGUGAUAACAGCAGCGGAGAUUAUGUUUUCUAUCACUGGUCUUGAGUUCUCUUUCACUCAGGCUCCGCAAAGUAUGAAAUCCGUGCUGCAAGCUUGCUGGUUACUUUCCGUGGCAAUUGGUAACAUGCUAGUGGUGGUUAUAGCAAAAUCGAAAUUUUUCGAGUCACAGGCUGCCGAAUUUACUUUAUUUGCGGGUCUAAUGGCUGUCGAUAUGUUCAUUUUUAUGCUAUUAGCAAUGAAUUAUAAAUAUGCUGAGCCUGCUCAGGACGUGGAAGAAGGCGAUAAACCUGAAUCUGCGCCUGAUCCAUCUAUUCCACCCACUACUUCCAGAAUGCCACCGCCAGUUAUGCCUCGGCAAGCUUACACGGUUAUACCUUCUCUACAACAACAACAACAACCUCAGUCACCGCCACCUGAAAACUCUAAUUUGGCGCCAAACUUGCUCACCUACUCUUCGGGUCCUGAACAAACUGCUCAACGUUUUUCCUUGGCUUCUAUGUUCAAUACAAACAAUAAUCGUAGGCGGUCCACUCAAAAUGGUGUAACUAACCCGGCCUGUGAUAAUAGUGAACAACAAUAACAAACGAAAUGAAGAAAUGGGAAAACACAGCGAAACUAUAUUAUUAAUGUUUUAGAUUAAUUUUAGAGUUCCCUAUGUACCAAUUAUGUUAAAAACAAUUUUAUUUUUUACGUAUUAUUUUUUUUUUUUGUAUAUGUAUUAUACGCGUUUAAGCUGUGCUUAUGUGUACUUUGUAUAUUUUGUAGAAACUUUUUAGAAAUUAAUUUAAUAUAACAUUCUUUCUGGGAAUGUUUGAAUGGUAUAAGGUAUAGUCGUUUGAUCUUACACAUAAUUUUAAGUUAUCUCAAUGUAUUUAACAGUCUGCCGUUAACAAAAAUGAAGAUAUCGCCUAAAAA
Messenger RNA from Glossina fuscipes, 2747 nucleotides. It is a transcript of the gene yin, whose product is annotated as peptide transporter family 1. The record is from RefSeq and is a predicted model, not a curated record. The coding region runs from base 85 to 2412 and encodes 775 amino acids. The transcript has 6 exons. NCBI's taxonomy places the organism in Eukaryota, Metazoa, Arthropoda, Insecta, Diptera, Glossinidae. Gene Ontology annotation, molecular function: dipeptide transmembrane transporter activity. Gene Ontology annotation, cellular component: membrane. Gene Ontology annotation, biological process: transmembrane transport; oligopeptide transport.